AUGGCCAUUGCCGUUCGCCGCCCAUGGUUGGUUGAUGCUGGCACACGCCAUUCUCUGGAAAGUUUACGCUGGCCUAAUCAGGAGAGAUGGAUCAUUGACCACAUUGAAUUGGUAUAUCAAGAAGGCUGGCUGGGCGAUGUCAAGUAUCGAUGGAAUGGAAUUAGCCUCAUGCCAAGACUGCCCAAAUUCCCCGAAUGGAACGUAAGGUACAGAGAAAAUCGCGACAACUUCACUCACAUUAGCAGCGUCUCUUGCGUCAUACAGACCGAAUACAUCCAGAAAUUACACUCCUUUCCCCUCUCUCUCCCUUUUGUCCCCUCGCUCUCCACCGUUCUCGAAUCCAACACGCUCCCUACACCUCCUUCCUCAAGACUUUCGGCCACUUACAAGAAAUACGACAAGGUACACGGGAAGGUCAGUUACAACAGCAACGAUCCGGGAAAGGGCAAGAGCAGACAAGUGACAUAG
This is a messenger RNA of Bacidia gigantensis, 468 nucleotides long. RefSeq lists its product as uncharacterized. The transcript has a single exon. The record is from RefSeq and is a predicted model, not a curated record. The coding region runs from base 1 to 468 and encodes 155 amino acids. NCBI's taxonomy places the organism in Eukaryota, Fungi, Ascomycota, Lecanoromycetes, Lecanorales, Ramalinaceae.